Messenger RNA from Penicillium verhagenii, 1581 nucleotides. RefSeq names its product beclin 1. The record is from RefSeq and is a predicted model, not a curated record. The coding region runs from base 1 to 1581 and encodes 526 amino acids. Gene Ontology annotation, biological process: cellular response to nitrogen starvation; autophagy; late endosome to vacuole transport. NCBI's taxonomy places the organism in Eukaryota, Fungi, Ascomycota, Eurotiomycetes, Eurotiales, Aspergillaceae. The transcript has 2 exons. Gene Ontology annotation, cellular component: phosphatidylinositol 3-kinase complex, class III, type II; phagophore assembly site; phosphatidylinositol 3-kinase complex, class III, type I.
AUGUAUUGCCAGAAGUGCCGAACGGCAUUAAAGCUGGAUGGCUCACUUGAGGCGCUCAACCCAGCUGCCUUUGAGCUACUUGCCAACUCCACAGGCCGAACACUAUCGGACCAUGGCGCUGCGUCAUCCGCAAAUCGAACCUCCUACCCUUCAGAACGACGGGAACUUUACGAUCGUACCUCAAAGCAUGCUACGCCACCGGUUUACAGAAGGUCCAUUCCUGGGCCACGGUCGGGAAGCCAGAGUAAUCCUCCGGCGUUGCCUCGCGGUGAUAGCGGCAACAUGUCAUUCGUGAUGCUUACGGAAUCACAAUUUGUACCGCCGGCUGUUGAGACCCUACCAAGUCGCCCCAAGGGCAAAAGUACCGGAAAAAGCCAAGAUCAUACUCUAGAGGAAGGGGGGUCCUUUUCCAGCCAAGUGGAACGAGCCACUCGUCUCUUUGAGAUUGUGUCAGCACGCUCGGAUAUUGAUCAUCCGAUAUGUGUGGAGUGUACGGAUAUGCUGGUGGAGGGGCUACAGAAACGUCUAGCUGGGGCUACAAAGGAGCGCGACGCCUAUAUUUCGUUCCUUCGCAGCUUGAAUGCCUCAGUCCCGAGCGCGGACGAAUUAGCGUCCGCCGAGGCAUCCUUGAAAGAAAGUCUCGAAGCGGAGAAAGCGGCCUUUGUGGAACUGGAGGAGCUGGAACGAGAAAAGUCUCAGCUGGACAAAGAGAUUGCAGGACUCGAGGAAGAAUCCCAGCAACUAGAUGCUGACGAAGAAAGAUUUUGGCGAGCCCGCAACGGCUUUGCCUUGACACUGGCGGAGUUUCAAACCGAACGGGAUGCUUUGAAUAUGCGCUACGACCAUGACUCGCAGCAGCUAGAGAGAUUACAACGGACAAAUGUCUACAAUGACGCAUUUUGCAUCGGGCAUGAUGGGUAUUUUGGGACCAUCAAUGGCCUGCGUCUAGGCCGUCUAGCCAACCCCUCGGUUGAGUGGCCCGAGAUCAACGCCGCCUGGGGCCAGACCUGUCUACUUCUGUCGACAAUUGCAGAGCGGCUUGGGUUUCAAUUUCAAGGUUAUCGGUUGAAGCCGCUGGGGUCCACCUCUCAGAUCGACAAGAUUGAGUAUCCCGUGCAUCCAACCGGGCCAAAUGCCACUGAUCGAGUUGCGCCCAAAACUACCCAACUGGACCUUUUUUCGUCUGGAGAUCUUCCUCUUAAUCUCCCUUGGCUGCAUCGACGCUUUGACGCAGGUAUGGUGGCGUUCCUCGAGUGUUUGCGCCAGUUGGGGCAGUUCGUCGAAUCGACUCCCGCCCCAGUAACAUCGCCUCGUCGCGGGCAGACUAGCGCCACCGCCCCCGGGCUUCGACUACCCUAUGAGAUUCAAAAAGAUCGUAUUGGGGAUGCCAGCAUUAAGCUUGGAUUUAAUCAGAAUGACGAAACUUGGACUCGCGCCUGUAAAUACACUUUGACGUGCUGCAAGUUCCUGCUAGCGCAUGCGAGCAACGUUGCCAGCGCAGGAUCGAACAACUCCGCUGUCGCGGCUGCAGCCGUGGCAGCUGCUGAGACUCGACUAAACCCCGCCAAGAGUCGACCCUGA